AUGAUUUGGUGGGUUUUGGCGUCGCUGGUAUUAUGGGCUGGUAGAGCGUUGAGUUUAGACUUAGACACUUCGUCGAAGGAUUCAAUUUGUAGCGCGACUUCGCUUAUUCAAGGCGGUAUAAUGGACUAUUAUCUCGGAACCAGAUAUGGUGGGACAGUGGGGAUGUUUCAACCGCCCUAUUAUUGGUGGGAAGCGGGUGAAGUGUUUGGAGGUAUGUUAGAAAACUGGUUUUUAUGUCAAAACGACACUUAUGAACAAAUGUUGUACCACGCGAUGAUUGCACAAGCUGGACCACAUUACGACUUUAUGCCAAUGAAUCAGUCGAUGGUGGAAGGUAACGAUGACCAAGGUGUUUGGGGUUUGACGAUCAUGGAUGCGGUUGAGAGAAAUUUUACAAAUCCGACCGAAAAGGGUGUGCCUGGUUGGCUUGCAAUGGCCCAAGGUAUAUUCAAUGAGAUGUGGGCACGUUGGGAUACGGCCCACUGCGGUGGUGGAUUGAGGUGGCAAAUUUUCACGUGGAAUUCUGGCUACAACUACAAAAAUACCGUCCCCAACGCGUGUUUAUUCCAGUUGGCGGCGAGAUUGGGUCGUUACACCGGGAAUCAAACGUAUUUGGAUGUUGCUGGUACCGUAUGGGAUUGGCUCAAUGACGUUGGGUUUAUAGUUUUGAGCGAUAAAGCCAACGUUUAUGACGGUGCCAACACCGAUGACAACUGUACCGAUAUUACGAAAAACGAGUGGAGCUACAACCAAGGUAUCGUUCUAGGAGGACUUGCGUACAUGUACAACGCCACAAAUGGAUCUUCCACGUGGGAGACGCGUUUGACACAAGUCUUGGGUGGUUCAGAAGCGUUUUUCUUUAAAAACCAGAUCAUGUAUGAGGCUACUUGUCAGGAUUCGGGCAAUUGUAACAACGACCAACGUUCCUUUAAGAGUAUUUUUUCCAGAAUGAUGGGUCUCACCAGUGUACUGGCACCUUUUACCGCAUCGUCGAUUGAUCCGCUAAUCGAGGCUUCUGCACAAGGCGCCGCCGAGUCUUGUUCAGGAGGAACCGAUGGUCACACUUGUGGACUCAACUGGCAAAUAGGUAAAAACGACGGAAUGUACGGUCUGGGAGAGCAAGCGUGUGCUUUGGAAGUAAUACAAAUGCUGUUGGUGCACGAUAGACCUGCGCCUUACAGCGCAAGCACGGGUGGAACUUCCGUAGGAGAUGCGAGUGCGGGGCUCAACACUAGUACGACCAACGUGCUGGAGAGCACCUUAACUAUCACACAUAAGGAUAAGGUAGGCGCUGCCAUUUUAACCGCCGUGGUUCUUGCCAUUCUAGUCGGAGGUGCUGUAUGGAUGCUUUUCUAA
Molecule: messenger RNA, 1356 nt
Organism: Lachancea mirantina
Lineage: Eukaryota; Fungi; Ascomycota; Saccharomycetes; Saccharomycetales; Saccharomycetaceae
Source: the annotation of a GenBank genome assembly